AUGAAACGCAGUCGCCUUGAUUUCGAAGCCAAUGGCGAUGCGUCGUCCGCUUCACCUUCCCGAGCUGCUUUGCCGUAUCCUGCGCCGGAGGCUAACUCUCGACGUGAAUCAAUACAUAUACCCAAGAUUUCGCGAAAAAUACGUGCGUGCACCGAAUGCAAAAGGCAUAAAGUUCGUUGUGAUAUGAAGGCAGGGGAAUCGGUCUGCUCCAGAUGUCGGCGCAUGGGCUUGGAAUGUGUCGUAAACAAGAGCCUCCAAACUUUGCUCGACGAUGAAGCAGAAUGGAAGACAACGAUAGAGCUUGCAAUGACCGAUUUACUCAGAAAGGCACAAUUACCAGAGCUCUCAUACUAUCAAGCCGUUGGCAAGCCAGCAGAAACACAACAUAAGAAGAGCGAUCGACGGGGGUCUACAGUAUCUACAGAAGACAUGCAUACCUCGAGAGGCGACCUCGGAAGAGAUGCGACCGAUGGUGGUGCCAAAUCAAUAACAGGAGUAUCCCACCCGCCUUCCCACACUACCCAGCAACGAUCGCAAACUGCUAUUGACAGGGAAGAAAAACUAUUGGUUACUGCUCCGAUGGGCAGCUUGUAUGAAGUGACCCAGCUGAGUGAUAUUCAAGAAAGUACUCCCGAACGGCAUCAUACCUCGGACCGCGACACUGACCUUAUCUCGCGAGGGACUGUGGAUUUACAAGAAGCGGAGGAGUUGUUCUAUUUCUUUGACCAGGUACUCAAUCGCUAUUUAUGGGAUGGUAUAGCCCUUGUGCAUAAGGACCUCACAUCAGUCCGAAACUCAUCUUCAAUGUUGUCUGCAGCCAUCCUCACUGUCACAGCUUUGCAUAUGCCCCAAAAAGAAAGGCUUUUUGAUACCUGUUACACCGAAUUCGCGAAAUUGGCAUCAGAGUCAAUGCUUGAUAGACACCAUACCUUGGAUGAUUUACGUGCAUUAUGUAUAGGUGCUUUUUGGCUUGCAGAUGUCAGCUGGAAGCUAUCGGGAUAUGCAGUCCGUAUUGCAACCGAGCGCAACCUACACCAAUCAUACAGAAAGGCUACUCUAGGCUCACCUGAGCACCAAGAACAAGCAAGAUUAUGGUAUCUUCUCUAUACCCUAGAGCACCAUUUUUCCAUUGCUUAUGGCCGACCACCUAUAAUUCAUGAGGACAAGAGUAUCACCAAUCAUAAUACUUUUACUAUGUCCCCCACAGUAACACAAUCCGACCUGCGUUUGCAUAGCCAGGUGGAUUUAUUCAUCAUCCUUACUCGUAUAUACCAUGCUUUUGGCCCUGAUGUCGACCUUGAGGUACCCGAGAGCGAGUUUACUACAAUCGACAAAUUCGACGCCGAUCUUGAGGAGUGGCAAUCUGCAUGGUUACCUCGCCUAGCCGGGAGUCGUUAUGUUGGUGCGUACCCUUAUAAAGCCGUCUAUCUACACUACCAUUUCUCCCGCCUACAACUCAAUUCUGUUGCAUUGCGGACAUAUCAUUGUUCACUGUCAGCCCGCCCCUUAUCCAACGAGCGGAAAAAACGAGCAAACCUGGCCAUUGAAUCUGCUAUCGGUACUCUAUUGGUCGUUCUGGAUGAGCCUGAUAUACAGAGAGCUUUGGUCGGUGUUCCGUUGUAUCUACAUAGCAUGAUCACCUUUGCCGCUGUAUUUCUGUUGAAGAUCGCAGCAAGAAGCUGCUCGAGCUGUAUUCCUAGUAAGCCGGGCAAGCAGAAUUCUAUUGCAUCAGCAGGUCUAUCUAUCGAUAUCGCAUAUGUGCGGGCCUUGGUUGGACGGAUUAUUGAGUUGAUGUUGUCCUGCAGUAGGCGAGCUAGCGAGCGUCACCUCAGUCAUCAUAUAGCCCGUGGCCUGAGAAAAAUGCUUACGGGGCUUGAGGAGUGGGAGAAAAGGAACUCCUACAACGGACAGCCCACAGGACAGAGCUUUCGUGACCCUUCUCAGAAUUCUAUGUUCAAACCCAUAAUCAUUCCUGGGGCACAGCCACUGGGUGAGCGGGAUACUAUAUUAAAUCACCCGCCUCCGCUACUGGGUAUAGCUCCCUUGUCUGCUGAGAGAGGCAGUGGAUUUGAAUCUGCUGCGGCACAAUUGAAGCAACAGCCAGGUCUCUCGGAGGGCUCUGUGGAUCCUAUGAUGGCUGAUCUGUGGGGCUUUGACGAGGAGUAUUUCCCUACAGGGGUCUUUGACUUCCUUCAGUCCCAAAUGCCUGCCUGA
This is a messenger RNA of Aspergillus bombycis, 2214 nucleotides long. Its product is annotated as transcription factor. Gene Ontology annotation, biological process: DNA-templated transcription; regulation of DNA-templated transcription. The record is from RefSeq and is a predicted model, not a curated record. Bases 1 to 2214 code for a protein of 737 amino acids. The transcript has 4 exons. Gene Ontology annotation, molecular function: DNA binding; zinc ion binding; DNA-binding transcription factor activity, RNA polymerase II-specific. Lineage: Eukaryota; Fungi; Ascomycota; Eurotiomycetes; Eurotiales; Aspergillaceae.